CUUGCUUUCCCUCCAAUACCAUCUCCAAUUCCAUAAAGAAUUCCAAGAUCAUUCCUUUCUCUUCCACCGCUCUAUAUAAACCCCCUCUUCAGCACUCCUUCCCAUUCGCUCACUAUUUACUUACACAGAGAGAGAGAGAGAGAGAAACAAACACUUUCUAGAGAGAGAAAGCGAGAGAGGCAAAGAAAACGAAAAACCAGAGAAAGAGAGAGAGAAAGACAGAAAGAAAGAAACUUUGAGGCAAUCAGACAAGAAUGGCAGAUCAACAGCUCAUUCAGAAACAAGACGUGAUUCAACAAAACCCUCUCGAAUCUCCUCCGCAAUACUCCACGGAGCCCCCGGACUUCUCGGUCCUCCGCCUCGACCCCCACUCCUCUCCCUGUGCUAACUGCGGCUUCUCCGGCGCCGGCGCCGGCAACGGCAAUCCCCUCAAACGGCCAUCGCCGACGUCCACCGACUCCCAACAACCCAAGCCCAAGAAGCUCAUUCUUGACGACUCUACCACCACCACCGCUUACCCUCUCCUCCGCUGCACCAUCUCCGGACCUCCUUCUCUGGCUCCGGAUUCCGGCUCGGGCUUGAGCAUUUCGUCGAAUGCGUCUCCGUCGGCCAAGACCACGCCCAAUUCGGACUCCACCACCCCCCGCUCGGCCGCCGCUCUGCCUCCUCGGCCGCCGCCGCUCCGGCGAUCCAUCUCCGCUCCCAUUCCGAUUCCGUCCCCGGAGAAAUCGCUCUCGAGAACCUCUAGCUCCAAUGUGUUUGACCAGACUGACAUUUCAAAGAAUCUGACAAAGAUAAGGAAUUGUUGGAAGGUGAUUAACAUGUGGAUGGAAGAGUUCGUGGGAGUUGAACAUGAAUCAGAUGACCAAACUGAAUCACUAAGGUCCGAGGAAGAAAAUGGAGUCGUCGAAACGACAACAUAUCACAGUAACGACAAAGAGAUCAACCCCGCUAAGGGUACUGAAAGAGAAUUGGAGGAGUCACUUAGUGUGGAGAGAAAUGGGAACUACCUAAACAUUCACUUCAAGUGUCAGUGUGAAAAAGGAUAUCAUUUCCUUCUUGUUGAUGGAAGUUGCUUCUACAAGCUUAUGUAG
Messenger RNA from Morus notabilis, 1094 nucleotides. RefSeq lists its product as uncharacterized. The transcript has 3 exons. The record is from RefSeq and is a predicted model, not a curated record. Bases 255 to 1094 code for a protein of 279 amino acids. NCBI's taxonomy places the organism in Eukaryota, Viridiplantae, Streptophyta, Magnoliopsida, Rosales, Moraceae.